CACAACGUACCAUUAAAAAUUUCAAUACAGUUCAUUUAAUUCAACAAAUUUGAUAUUAUUCUCCUUAAUUGGAGUGGUCCUUCGAGACACAACAAACAAUACAUAAUUUUUGGCCAUAUUCGAGCCGGAUAUAGUGCGACACCAGCAAGAUCAUCAAUCAGUACCUAUCAUCAUUCGCAAGUGGAUACAGUUUGGAAUUCGUAAGAAAUAUUGCAGCAGUAACGCAUGGAAAAUCAAUUUGCAUGCCGUGGAUAGAAGGUGACAUCAACAAUCUAAGAAUCGACAGUGAUUUUCCAGUUGUGAUCUGCUUCAAUUGGCUUCCGGUAAACGAGACAUAUCUCGAUUUAUUAUUUAUUAUUUACGCAGAACAAUUUCAUUUGAAUAUAUUCAUGAUGGAGCCAGGAAAAGAAAUAACAUCAUUACGACAUUCACGGGCUAUUAUAAAGGCAUCAUUAACACGAUUUGUUACCUUUCUCAAUAAACCAGAGAACAGGAAAGAUAUCACGCAGUUACAGUUACGAUUGAAUAAAAUUCAAUCCGAUUUUCAGGAAUAUAAUAUCAUUCAAAAUCAGUUAGAAUUGCUUGAUCAAAACGAAUCAGCUGAUCGCGAUCAGAUUGAAAAUUCGUUUUUCGAAAACAUGUCGCUUGCGAACGAUUUAAUAAGUAAUGUUAAAAUAGGCACGACUUCCUCACCAGAGGGUAGUAAUCAAUUUCUUCAAACAGGUGUACACGAAAACUGUCAAGUGGAUUCAGUCACAAAUCUCAAAUUGCCUCGCUUGAGUUUGCCAGAAUUCCAUGGUUCGUAUGAUACAUUUGUAAACUUUGAAAACACAUUUUCAUCAUUGAUUCACGAAAACAAAAAUUUAAAUAAAAUACAGAAAAUGUUCUAUUUAAAAAGUUGUUUAAAGGGUGAUGCACAUCGUCUAGUACAAUCAUUAGAAAUUACUUCAGAUAACUAUGACGUAGCUUGGGAUAUGCUCAAGAAACGAUACGAAAACAAACGUGUUAUUGUCAACAGUCACAUAAAAUCAUUAUUCGAAUUGCCCACAGUCACAAAGGAUUCUUAUAUUUUAUUACGCAAGUUACUAGACAGUGUUUUCCAACACAUGAGCUCAUUAGAAAAACUAAAUGUUAACACGAAGGAAUGGGAUCAAUUAAUCAUUUAUUUUAUUUCAACCAAAAUCGAUCAAGCAAUGAAGAAAGAAUGGGAAAAUUCGUUACCAACAAAUUCUCUUCCCACAUUGCAGGAAUUCAUAGAAUUUUUAACAAAAAGAUGUUUUACCCUCGAAACUUUGUAUAAUCAUUCACAAACAAAUAUUCACAACACAAAAUCAAUCCCAAACAAACAAUUACCCCAAUUUUCAAAGCCUUUUAAGGAUAGGGAACAUUCAUUUGCUAUAACGAAUACCAUUUUAUGCCCAUAUUGCAAAAAUAAUCAUUAUAUUUACAAUUGUUAUGCAUUUCUAAAUUUGCCCACAGAGGAAAAAUUCUCACAGAUCAGAAAAAUGAAAUUAUGUAGCAAUUGCCUACGCUCAGGACAUCUCAAAAACUCUUGUCACUCUAGUAAAUGUAGAAAAUGCAACAAAUCUCACAAUACGUUAUUACAUGAUGACAAUUUUAAUGCCCAUAAGUUCAACACAUCUCACAAUGCUCGCAACGAUACAGCUGCAAACAUCCAUCAAGCACAAUCAUCAGUUAUGCAGGUUAUAAAUAGUGAAACAUCACAGCAACAACCAAGCGAAUCACAAAAUAUUACUCGUACAUAUCAUUCAUUUACAGGCAUUUGCCAAACCGAAGUUUUACUAUCAACAGCAGAAGUCUUCAUAGACGACCGUUUUGGACGGUCACACAAAUGUCGCGUUUUAUUAGACUCUGGAAGUCAAAGUCAUUUAAUCACGCAAAAACUAUGCAAUAAAUUGCAAUUAAAUCUCGAAGAAUUCAGUUUACAUCUCAAAGAAAUGUUGUACUUCCACGCAAUCUGA
Messenger RNA from Photinus pyralis (common eastern firefly), 1982 nucleotides. RefSeq lists its product as uncharacterized. The transcript has 3 exons. Lineage: Eukaryota; Metazoa; Arthropoda; Insecta; Coleoptera; Lampyridae. Bases 243 to 1982 code for a protein of 579 amino acids. The record is from RefSeq and is a predicted model, not a curated record.